UCGGAGCAGUGCAGUGUCAAGCGGAUUACCGGAUACUCAAACUCAACCCGAAGGACUAAACUAUCAUCGAAUCGCAAUGGCCGCCAACCAGAAGAUUGUGUUUGCUCUCGUGUGCCUGUUCUUGGCCUGUGAUUUGGCGUUGAGUCAGCAGCAGGCUGCCAACAGUUCGGCUGCGGAGUCGGAUGUGGCUGAGAGCCGCACCUUUGGCCACCACUUCCUGCGUCGCAUCAGCUUUGCCCUGGUGCCCGGCGCCUUUGUGGUGGGCGUGAUCACCACCCUGCUGGCGGCCUUGACUGUGGUGUCCAUUAAGGGUCUGGGCGUGGGCGUCAUUCUGCUGGUGCUGGCCAUCGGUCAGAUGCUGUCCCGCGCUCUGCCCGUCCAAGCAGCUGCCGCCUAUGCCGCCGCACCCGUUCCGGCUCCAGUGCCCGUGGUCUACUCCCACUCUCACACCCAGCAGCCCGUGUGGCUGGAGAAGGAGUGGUAGAUUCUGGCAGAGAUACCAAUCCCCUGGCUGGACGAGGAAACGAAACAAUAGAGAAAGCUAGCUGAUAGCGGGCCAGGAGUCACAUUUACCUCAGCCUCAGCGAGCAUGCAACCAAAUAAUAAUUUAAGUUUAGUUUAAAUUAUUUAUUUAACUUAUUUAUUUAUUGCAAGUAAAUUAUGGCAGAAAAGAAAAUUCAGCAGAGAAUUUUAUGUGUGAAACAAAUUAGUCUGCUGUCUGAAAUUGAGAUUAAAUGAGAUAAUAUAAAAAUGUUUGGCAAACGAAUA
Messenger RNA from Drosophila kikkawai, 768 nucleotides. It is a transcript of the gene apn, whose product is annotated as apnoia. Lineage: Eukaryota; Metazoa; Arthropoda; Insecta; Diptera; Drosophilidae. The record is from RefSeq and is a predicted model, not a curated record.